AUGCAUCUGCCCGACCCCGCCCUGACAUUUACCCUGCCGAGCCUACACGACAACCUCACUCUCAACUGCCGCAUCUACCACCCUCUUGGCCUCGCGGCAUCCAACUCGACUGCCGGAUGGCGCCCCAAACAUGCCGCCGUACUGGGCCAUCCCUACGCGCCUCUUGGGGGGAGCUACGAUGACCCGGUGGUGGAGGAUGUGGCGGCGCAUCUAGUACGCGCUGGCUUCGUUGUCGCGACAUUCAAUUUCAGGUCAGCCACACCUGCCCAGGCCUUUGGUCUUGCCAUGUUGAAAGGAGCUGCGAACUCGGAAGGCCGUACAUCAUGGUCUGCGAAGCCCGAACGUGAAGACUACACGACCCUUGUUGGGUUUCUCACCUACUAUAUACAUUACCUCGACAACCAUGAGUCGAGACCGCAUAAUCCCGGCAGUCCUACCCUCCUGAUGGGAGGGUAUUCGUACGGAGCCAUGAUCACGGCGCAGAUCCCUCCGCUCUCCUCCAUUCUUGCCCAGUUCACAUCCCCAUCGAUCACGUCGACCCCCGGUCUGCUCCGAACACGAGCCGAGAGCUUGGGCACCCAACAGAGAGAACUCCUGCAAAUGUACUCCGGGAGACGCAGCCUCAGAGUCGGAGAGUGCAGUAGCCCCCGGAAGAGCCACGACAGCCGGAGGAGCUUCUCCCUCGACGACGCCGAGGAGAAGCUGCGCAAGGGCGUCCAGGACUUCAUCGCCAAAACGCGGCACCACCACCACCUUGCUGCUCCAGCGUCUGCCAUUGACGGGAAAACCGACCCUCCUCGGUCUGCCCCAGGCUCUCCAGCUGCAGAGGCGCCCGCAGAGGAUGCUACGUUGCAGUCGCUUCCAGAUCUCCUCAGACCGUCUGCAGCCUACCUCUUGAUCUCCCCCCUCCAGGGGCUCAUCUCGAAUCUCGCAACCAUGUCGCGCGCCCCCGGCAGCUCGCUUGCGGAGGGCAAGCUGCGACACAAUCCCACCCUGGCUAUUUAUGGCGACCACGAUGUUUUUGUUCCGGUUGGGAAGCUGCGCGGGUGGGUGGAGCGCAUGCAGGGCGCGGAGGGCUCGCGGUUCCGAGGCGAGGAGAUUAGCGGCGCGGGUCAUUUCUGGGUAGAGCACGGUGUCUUUAAUCAAAUGGGGGACUUGGUGUCGCGGUUUUCGAGGGAGAUUAUCAGUGACGAGAUGACGGAGACUUGA
Clonostachys solani is the source of this 1209-nucleotide messenger RNA. The record is from the annotation of a GenBank genome assembly. NCBI's taxonomy places the organism in Eukaryota, Fungi, Ascomycota, Sordariomycetes, Hypocreales, Bionectriaceae.